Nycticebus coucang (slow loris) is the source of this 6271-nucleotide messenger RNA. Its product is annotated as zinc finger protein 43-like. Lineage: Eukaryota; Metazoa; Chordata; Mammalia; Primates; Lorisidae. Gene Ontology annotation, molecular function: DNA-binding transcription factor activity; RNA polymerase II cis-regulatory region sequence-specific DNA binding. Gene Ontology annotation, biological process: regulation of immune system process; regulation of cytokine production; negative regulation of transcription by RNA polymerase II. The transcript has 4 exons. Bases 358 to 2517 code for a protein of 719 amino acids. The record is from RefSeq and is a predicted model, not a curated record.
CCUGUAGGGACUACACCGGGACAUCCCGGAAGCUGGGAAAAGGAGAGUACAGAAGACUGGGUGUCCAGAGAGGGAGAGGGGCGAGGUCGGAGCCGGAAGUGGCUGUGGCGAGACUGGGCAAUUUCACUUCAGUUUUACAGUCUUCAGAGUGAAGUUUGCUACUCGCACCCCUUUGCCCUCAGACCCUGUGAGUAAAAGGUGGAAAGGGGCAGGCAGCAAGGACUCUGUUGCUGCGGCCCCUUCCCGGAGCGUUAAUCAGACCACCGCCAAGAGCUCUAUUUGAGCAGCUGUGCCUGGAGCGCCCGGCGUCCCUCCCAGGAACUGUUGACAUUCAAGGACGUGUCUAUAGAGUUCUCUAUGGAUGAGUGGGCCUGCCUGGACCCUGCUCAGCAGACUUUGUAUUGGGAUGUCAUGUUGGAGAACUACAGACACCUGGUCUUCCUAGGUCUUACUCUCUCUAAGCCUGACUUUAUCACCUGUUUCGAGCAAAGCAAAGAACCCUGGAAGGUGAAGACACACCAGACUGUAGUCAAACCCCCAGCUAUAUCUAACCAUCCUGACCAAGAGCAUUUGCAAGAUUUUGACACAAAUAUUUUAUUCCCAGAGAUACUCCUGAGAAGAUAUCAAAGUUGUGCCCCUGACAAUUUAAACGUAAUAAAAGACUCAGCAAGUGUGUCUGAGUGUAAGCAGCAGAAAGUAUUGAACAGUGGACUUGACCAAUGUUUAACUGCUGCCCAUACCAAAAUCUUCCAGUGUAGUAAAUGUUUGAAAGUCUUCACAAAAUUGUCAAAUCUAAGUAGACAUAACAUGAUACAUACAAGAGGGAAAACAUUUCACUUUAUAAGGUAUGGGAAACCCUCCAACGCAUGCUCACAUGUUACUGAACCUAAGAUAAUUUAUACAGGAGAAAAACAAUACAAAUGUAACAAAGUCUUCAAAUCUGACUCAAGCCUGUCUACACGUAAGAGACAUCAUAUUGGAGAGAAACUCUACAAGUGUGAAAAUGAUGGCAAAUGUCUUAAUCUCAGAUCAAAAUAUUGUAACCAUGAGAGUACUGAUAGUGGAAGAAUGCCCUACAACUAUGAAGACUGUGACAAACAUAACAAACAGUACUCAAAACUUUCUGGACAUAAAAGAAUUCAUUGUGGAGAGAAACCCUACAAAUGUCAACAAUGUGGCAAAGCCUUUACUUUUAGGUCAUCCCUUACUACACAUGAAAGAAUUCAUUCUGGAGAGAAACUCUACAAAUGUCAACAGUGUGGCAAAGGGUUUAACCGGUACUCAUACCUUUCUGAACAUCAAAGAAUUCAUUCUGGAGAGAAACCCUACAAAUGUCAACAGUGUGGCAAAGCCUUUACUUUUAGGUCAUCCCUUACUGCACAUGAAAGAAUUCAUUCUGGAGAGAAACUCUACAAAUGUCAACAAUGUGGCAAAGGGUUUAACCGGUACUCAUACCUUUCUGAACAUCAAAGAAUUCAUUCUGGAGAGAAACCCUACAAAUGUCAACAAUGUAGCAAAGGCUUUACUUUUAGUUCAUCCCUUACUAAUCACCAAAGAAUUCAUUCUGGAGAGAAACCCUACACAUGUCAACAAUGUGGUAAAGCAUUUAAUAAUAAUUCAGACCUUACUAAACAUAAAAGAAUUCAUUCUGGAGAGAAACCCUACAAAUGUCAACAAUGUGGAAAAGCCUUUCACCAUUACUCAAGCCUUUCUGAACAUCAGAAAAAUCAUUCUGGAGAGAAACCCUAUAAAUGUCAACAAUGUGGCAAAGGGUUUAACCGCUACUCACGCCUUUCUGAGCAUCAAAGAAUUCAUUCUGGAGAGAAACCCCACAAAUGUCAACAAUGUGGCAAAGGGUUUAACCGCUACUCAUGCCUUUCUGAGCAUCAAAGAAUUCAUUCUGGAGAGAAACCCUACAAAUGUCAACAAUGUGGCAAAGCCUUUACGUUUAGUUCAUCCCUUACUAAUCAUGAAAGAAGUCACUCUGGAGAGAAACCCUACAAAUGUCAACAAUGUGACAAAGUGUUUAAUAAUAAUUCAAACCUUAUUAAACAUAAAAGAAUUCAUUCUGGAGAGAAACCCUACAAAUGUCAACAAUGUGGCAAAGCCUUUACUUUUAGGUCAUCCCUUACUGCACAUGAAAGAAUUCAUUCAGGAGAGAAACUCUACAAAUGUCAACAAUGUGGCAAAGGGUUUAACCGGUACUCAUACCUUUCUGAACAUCAAGGAAUUCAUUCUGGAGAGAAACCCUACAAAUGUCAACAAUGUGGCAAAGCCUUUACUUUUAGUUCAUCUCUUACUAAUCAUGAAAGAAGUCACUCUGGGGAGAAACCCUACAAAUGUCAACAAUGUGGCAAACUGUUUAAUAAUAUUUCAAACCUUACUAAACAUAAAAGAAUUCAUUCUGGAGAGAAACUCUACAAAUGUCAACAAUGUGGCAAAGGGUUUAACCGGUACUCAUACCUUUCUGAACAUCAAAGAAUUCAUUCUGGAGAGAAACCCUACAAAUGUCAAUAAUGUGGGAAAGUCUUUACUUUUAGUUCAUCCCUUACUAAUCAUCAAAGAAUUCAUUCUGGAAAGAAACCCUACAAAUGUUAAUAAUGUGGCAAAGCCUUUAAUCAGUAUAUGAAACUUUUUGUACAUAGAAGAAUUCAUUCUGAAAAGAAACCUUGUGAACAGUGUGGCAAACCCUUUAUUUCAUGUUCAAACCUCACUGUACAUAAAAUAAAUCAGGAGAGAAACCCUUGAAAUAUGAAGAAUGUUGUAGUACCUUUACCUGGUGUUGAUAACUUGCUAAGCAUAAAAUAAAUCACACUGGUGAGAAAUCCCACAACUGUGAACAGUCCAGCAAUUCCUGUAACUGGAACUCAAACUUUCCUAUACAUAACAAAAUUCAUAUUGUGGAGAAAUCUUACAGAUGUGAAUAAUGUGGAAAGGUUUGUACUGGUCUUCAGCAUUUAGUAAACAUCAGAUAAAUUAUCCCAGAGAAAUAAUGUAACAAUAUGAAGAUGUGGCAAAGACUAAUGCCAGUAGUCACAGUUUUCUGUACACAAUAGAAUUCUUGUUGAAGAGAAACAUUAGAAAGGUGAAGAACUUGACAAAUGUUUAACUUGUGCCCAAACCAUUGUAUAAAUGAAAAAUAUGUAACAGAGAAAUCCCUGAAAAAUGUGAAGAGAGUUUUGAAUCCUAUAUGCAGGAUUCAGUACAUUUCACGCAUUUCGGUACAUAGCAGAAUUCAUAGAGAAAUUGUAUAUAUGUGAAGAAUGUGACAAUGUCUUUAAAUAUUUCUCAUGCUUUUCUAAUAAUUCAGAUGAAAGAAAUACUCUACAAGUGUCAGUCAUGUCUCAGAGCCUUAAAGUUGUGUUUGUCCUGUUAGGUAGGGCUAAGAAGAGGCAGGGUCAGAUGAUAUCCAUCAUAAGAACAACAAAAUGAGCAGACGUGGCUUCCACGAAAUACAAGUUGGCAUUUCAAGAAGGCUUCUGAAAAGCAAACUGAUGUUUGCUCUACAAAAAUUAUUCUCAGAGGGCAAGAUGACACAAUGUGGAGAUACAGCCAAGGCCACAAAAAGGGAUGUUUGGAGCAAGGGUUCAAGUAAUAUGACUGUAAGCUCAAGUUAUCUAUUUUCAUUAACCCAGUGCAAUUUACACCAGUUCUAUCACACUAAACAAGUACAAUGAUAACUUCUGGAAAUUGCCUUACAGGGAUAGAAAAUGGAAAGACACUCCUUUCUGGAAGUUUUCCCCUUUUCCAGAAAAAAUCAUGAAUAUUUACUCCCACACCACUUAACAUAGAAUUGGAAAAUCUAUGCAAAGGGAAAGCACCUUACUAACCCCAGAGUCUUCUCACUUGAACGAUGUUCUAUGGAGUGUACUGUUCUCUAAUAAACUUGGAUCUUUUGUAUAUAUGUAUCUAAUUAUUGUGAUCAUUUGUUUUCCUGUCUUGAUACCAGUAAUCAUUCUUUGGCACCUGGAACAAAAAAACAGGGAACAUAUACCUGACACCUUUUCCCCAUAUGUGACAUUGCGGUGCCAAAAUCUGGGAGGAAAAUGCACAUCUUUGGCAAGAUAAGUUAAAAGAAUGAUAACCAUUGUUAAUUCACUCUGCCUGCUUAUAUUACUUAUUCCAUGUACAGGUCUCACACUGUCUUUGCUUUCCAGGUAAUGUAGCUCCUUAUGUACCCCUGCUUCAUCUCUUUUUUUCUUUGUCUCCCCAGUGCACUUCAUCUCCCAUUUAGGCCUGAUAUUCAAAUGCUUAAAAAGUUGCCUCAGGCUCCACAACCAGAAUGUUAAACCAGAUUCUUAAGGUCUUGAUAACCAGAGUGGGGAGGAAGAGUCAGUAAGAGAAAUCCAGGCCAGCAGCAGGCCCCAAGAGCAGAAGGAAGUUUUGAAAUGGUUGCCACCACUAGGGAAGAAGGUUGUCAGGGACAGAGUUUCUCUAUAGGCUCAGGCAAGAAGACCCCAGGCCUGAGCUCUUCCCUCACUAUGACUGUUGCUGGAGCAAGAAAGGGCUCAGGAAUGGGACUCUGCUGGUUCCAUGCCCUCACUGGUAGUGACAUAGAGAGAUUCACUUUUUGUGACAUUGCCCUCUCCUGGAGAUGGGGAUUCACUCUCUCCUUCCAGACAGUGGGAAAUCCCUGAAACAGCAUUCACCACCUGAAACUCUUUCAGUGUGAUGGACACGCUCCAGCUUCAGUACAAGUUCUACUUUCUGAUGCUGGGGUGUCUGAUUGUUGGGUAGCUGUCUGUCUCUGUCACAGUAAAUGACAUCAGAGCCAGUCCUCUGCUCUCCCACGAUAUUCAGGGCCCCUGUUUCCCUCUCCUAUAUCUGUCUUAAGAACAGAAGGUGAAAUAAAAUUCCCCUGGGUGCUCUAAAGUCCCUCUGCUCACUGGAUGAUGAUGUUUCUGUUUAUCCUUUUUAGUGCUUUCCAACUGCCCUACUCCAUUGUUUGGAUGAAGUCUUAACUUCAGCUUAGAGACCUAAAUUCUUUAAAUCUGCAGGGCUCCUUUUCCGGCCUUUAGAAAGAAAUGAGGUGGCUGGGGUAAAAUUUUCUUUCAAAAGAGAAAAAUUAAAGCAACAAGUAUGUAGAAGAGAGAUGUGAAGAAAAAAUGAAUAUGAAGAAAUCUGGCUGGUGAGGAACAUUAAGAGGAGAGAGAAGAAUUUUGUGUAGGACAAAACCUAAUAUAACAAUAUUUGUCGUAAAUUAAGUCAUGGUUUAAGAAGAAAAAUUUGGGACAAACAUAGGGCUUCAGUAUGUCAAAAGUAGUCCAUGUAAGGCAUAAUAUUUGCAAAGGUGAAUUUAUAAACAUUUUGCAUGUGAACAAGUUGGCCUGACUGAAAAGGAAAUCUCUAAUUAAAACAAUAAAGUCUUCUUUUUGUUAUAAGACUUUGUUUAAAGCCUCUUCAGAUUACUUGUGUAUUUCUUCAAUACAUGAAGUAUUCCACGUCAAUCUGCCACUAUAGAGUUGAAAAACAAACAAAACCCCUACCUCUGUAUUUUUCUUCUGCCUGCCUGAAGCUGCAUCUGCUUAGUUAUGGGUGUUGAGAUCAAGAUUAUUAAACUGUCAUCACUACUGAAGGUCAUCAGUUAUUCUCUUGACACUGAAGUAAAGAAAAAAAAGGAGCCAACUUUGUCUUUGGCCUCAGUUUGGUGCCUGUGCACAGUCGUUAGGGCACCCUCCACAUAUACAGAGGGUGGCAGGUUCCAACACAGCCCAGGGCAGCUACAACAAUGACAACUGCAACAAAAAAUAGACAUGUUGUGAUGGGAGCCUGUAAACCCAGCUAUUUGUGAAGCUGAGGCAACAGAAUUGCUUAAACCCAAGAGUUUGAGGUUGUCAUGAGUUGUGAUGCUACCUCACUGUACCAAAGGCAACAUAGUGACAUUCUAUCUGAAAACAAAUACAACAAAAAAACUGGCCACGUUUUCUCAGCUGCCUGACAUUUUUUCCUCCUUUGCAUCUUUAAUUCAAUUCUCACACCUGUUAGCUUUUUGUUGCUGAGAUAAGAUGACAGAACAUGUAUGCAUAACUCCUGCCACACUUAAUCAACCACAUACGUUUUUCUUUCACAAGUGGGGACUCUGGCCACACUGGACUAUUUCUGGUUAUAGGACAAACUGGGCACUCCAUGCCUUUCUUACUGUGCCAUUUCUGAGUUUUGACCUCACUCAAAGGAGCUGUUUACACUUGACUUUUCACCUGCUGCAUUCCUGGGGGAUCAUUCAUAUACCUAUGUCCUUGCUCUGCUGGCUUUAAGAAAGCUCCAGUUCCCU